Molecule: messenger RNA, 4014 nt
Organism: Diachasma alloeum
Lineage: Eukaryota; Metazoa; Arthropoda; Insecta; Hymenoptera; Braconidae
Gene: prom
Product: prominin-1-A
Exons: 16
Coding region: 1-2307 (768 amino acids)
Cellular component (GO): membrane
Source: RefSeq, a predicted model, not a curated record
AUGGCCCAUUUACUCGGUGAAAAACAACUAUUUUCGGUUGAUUUUUUGCACGAGUUUUUAACUGCCAUUCAGCCUUACGAUAUUCCACUGGAUCUGCUGAGAGACGCAGUGGAAGGCCGUAUAACAGCAUCGAAACUCAUAUCUGAGUCCAUGCAUAUGGAGGUCGGGUUCCUCUCGCUUCUCGGAGUCUGCUGUAUUUUGGCGUGCGUGAUUCCUGGCACUGAGCUCUGGCUCGCCUGUCGUCCAAUCAGAGAUUAUAAACCCUCGCAGCAUCCUGGAUUUCUGGCCUUUCUAUUGUCCAUUCUCGUUUUACUACUUGGGAUUGGAAUAAGUGGAAUGAUUAUUUCGAAUGAGGCCGCAAACAUCGGAAUAUCAAAAAUACCAAUCGUCGUGGAAACAGCUAUUGAGGAUUUCAGGGACUACCAUACAGGCACAACCGGCCACAUACGCAAGUGUCUCACGAGGAGUCUUGAUGUCGCCAGCGAGGCCAUCAUGGCCGAUUUAGAUAAUGUGGAGGAAUUGCUUGGUAAACCCGUACAAGUGGAUUUGGCAACGGAAACUGGACUGGAGAUUGCUCUUGCGAUAUUUUUUCAAGUUUCGAAUACGAGCCAGGAACUUUCAAGCCGUGCAAAGACCAUUCUGAAAGAGGGCGAACGAGCUCGUGAACUAGGCGCUGGAUUGAGUCGUGAAGCGGAUGGGCUGCGACGUGAGCUUGAAUCACUGGCAGCUGGUUGUGCACCCCAAGAUCGUCCUCUCUGUGCAACAAUCAAUCCAGCUGGUCUUACGGUUUCCUUGAGGCUCGAACGGUUACUUAGAGACGAGAGGCUACUGCGUCUACGUGAAGUCAGUCAGGACAAUUUAACUGAGGCUGGACGUCAAGCACGGGGGGAGUACCUUUACGUGCCGCAUUACAUUGCACGGAGAACACUCGAGGCAAGGAAUUAUAUACGACGCGAGAUAAAUUCAGCGCGCACCAGAAUAUUCGAGGAAGCACGGAGCAUUGAAUCAACUAGUGCUGAACUGAACGGACAAUUAAAGACAGUGAGGAAAAUCGCGAAUUACGUUGUGCCGUAUAUCGAGGCGUUUGAGGAAGUCAGAUGGCUGGUCGGCAUCGGUGCUGUCAUCGGUGUUCUUCUUGUCUGGAUAUUGCUGAUGGCUGCCCUGAUAUGUCGUUGUGGAUCAACUGAGGGUAAAAUACGUCCUACGCUGUUGUGUGCUGCUGUAGUCAGCUGUCUUGCAUCCAUUGGCCUUUGGGGCGUUGUGAUAGGAGCACUUGGAAUUUCCAGCCAUACGGAGAUGCUGGUAUGCCGGCCACUCGAGGAUCCCAACUAUCGAACAUUGGAAACUAUUCUGGAGUCCAAAUUGUUUUUGGGGCAACCGUUGGCCAUGCCACUCAAUGAACUUUUGCAAAAAUGCGAGCAGGAUGAAGCGGUUUAUCCCGCGUUUCCACUAGGCAAAACCUCAAACUUGGAACAACUGGCAGAUUACUGGAUGUGGCCGGGACUUUCCAAAGCCUUUUCUCUGUUGAAAGUGGAUCUCAAAGGUUUUAAGAUACUCACACCGAGCUUGGAGGGCAAGCUGGAGAGCCUUCUGUACGCUUGUAGACCUAAUCUCACCGAGCACAAGAUAAUGAUUCGAGGGCCAAUUGUCAGUCAAGACAUGAUCACGAUGUCAAAUCAAAUUUACAAUGUUGGAAAUCAAUUGUCCGAUAUGAGGAGUUCAAAGGCAUUCAUGGGCAUCAGUACGGCGAUGCAGAGUCUCAUUGUGAAAAAAGUUAGACCACUCAUAGAAAUUCAGGACAAUCUUAUCGAUCAACUCACUACUCUGGAGAUGCAGCUGCAGCCGUUUUAUCGGAAAGCUAAUCAAACUCUUGUCCAUUUGAGGGCUGUUCAGAGUUAUAUCGAUGAUCAAGGGGAUGUUAUUGCUCAAAUGAAAACCAAGAGUUACGUUGAAAGAUUGACUGGUUAUCUUGAUCAAUGGCGCACUCACGUUUUCAAUGAAAUGAGAGCAGGUGUUACCAAGUGUCGUCCACUGUGGGACAUCGCUAAUGGUAUUAAAUUACUAAUGUGUCAGCACGUACUAGGUCCACUGAAUGGAUGCUGGUUCCUCACAGUUUUAUGCAUCCUGAUCAUGAUGCUCAGUACACCUGUCGCACAUACCCUGGCCUCGGUGUAUCGACGUGACUCGAAAAAAAUUGACGCCUUCCAGUCGGGAAUAAUAACACCGCCUGAUACCCAGAGCAUCAACAGAGACACUUGGCGAACGCCGCCACCCCCACCGCCACAGGGCAAUUGGGUGACUAUAUAGGAUUCAUUCGACCCUGAGAAAGGGGCUGGUGAGGAGAUAAAUCAAUACAAGGUGAAUAAAGAAGAAUGAGGAAACUCUUCCGAAGUAAUGAAGUGUUAAUGACUGAAAAUAUCGGACUUUAUUGAGGGUUGCGCCGUGAAAUAUCAUGAGAAAAUAUCAUAAUAUGCGAAGAUUUCGAUAAAUCUGUUUUUCAUUUCGGUCGAUUUCUUUCAGUCUAAUAGAUAAUUCUGUUUUUUUUUAAUGAAGAAUUUUUGAAAUUGAUUGUUUGGACUACAAGAAGCUCAGUACGGGAGAAAUUUUUUAGCCUUACAAUUUCGCUUAUUUUAUGAACGAAAUGGUAAGACUGAAAAAUCUUGCGUCGCGCGCGACUCCAUCAAGAAAUGGGCAACUCAUCGAAGUGUUGAAACAAGUUCACAAAAAUUUAAUACAAACUUCGCAACAAUAUGCUUCACGACAUUAUUUUCUUUCAAAAUCUUCGGAAUGGAACUGUCUAUGUUGCCACGUCUUUUGUAAUUGUUUAUUUAAAAAGUAAAAAUACUUUUUUUUCAAUCAACAAUUUUUUACAUCAUUUUUACAUGUUCUCUCAACGAAAAAGUCUUUUAGCACUUUUUCCAUAAAAUGCAUAGUUACGGACUUAUCAAUUUUCAAAGUCAAGCCGCUCUGUUGGCUAAUACGAGGGUCAUCUUCUAUAUAAUUUACCCUGAUCAUUUAUGAAAGGCCACACCCGAGGAGUUCUUCAUUAUUUUUUUCGAUAUAAUACGAACACCUAAAUAUACCCAAGGAGAAUGGGAGGGGAGCGAGCGAAGCGAGCGGAGGGCGUACCCCCUCUCGGGAUUCGCGAGCGAAGUGAGCAGGGGGCGUACCCCCUCCAGGGAUUGGCGAGCGAAGCGAGCGGGGCGCACCGCCCCCUAGUGGACUGCCAAAUAUUCAACGUCGAGCCUCUCUUUGCUCGGCCUAAUUUUUCAACUGUCAUAAUUUACACAAAAAAAUUGAUUUCUAAAUUUUUUCGACAGUGAAUAAAAUCUGGGCCCCUCUUUCGAUUGAUUCUAUUUGCAUUAAAAAAUAAAAAUCCAAUUUCCCCGGGUUGAAAUAGCGUAAAAUACCUCAUGCAUCAUUUCACAAUUAUUUAUUCUACAUGAAAAAACGACUUAUAAGGUUUUAUCUUGAAUUUAUAUUUUGAUAUUUUGUUUCUGAUCUUUCAUGACGCAAUCACCGAAAUACGAAAAAUUGUUCGUCGAAAUAGUUGGGAAGGGUGUAGAAUUUGUUAGUAUUUAUACUUUAUUUCGUAAAAUUUCUCGAGAUAUUUCAACAAAAAAUGACGAAUGAUGCCUGCUUCAUAUUUCGUGGAGUUUCAUCUGUCUUGUAAAUUGGUGCAACUGACCGAAAGAUAUGGCCCCCGAGGGUGAAUUAACAGUGAAGACGAGGAGAUCUAGAAUUACAUCAUGACGGACAGAAAGGCGGCUGAGCUUGCACGUCCCAGUGUGUUGUUAGCAAUGCACUGGUACGUUCCAGUGUGUUGUCUCAUGACUGAUGAAACUUGCAUCCAGGAUGUUUUCAUCAGAUUCUCGGGGCCGUCGGUUGUGUGCACUGUUCCCCCGUGCUCUUCAUCUGGAAUGAAAUAUUUUAAGUAGAUAAAUUAUGGUUGAUGGAAAAUCAUUGACAUUUAUAAGCUUUGAUAAACGAAAUGAGAAUAAAGUCAUGACUGAA